AUGUACACAUCUUUGAAAUUGGUCUCCGUCGCUGCUCUCCUUGGUCUUGUCGCUGCUGCUCCCGCAUCCGAUUCCUCUUCUGGUGGCGGUGUCAAGAUUGUCAUUAAGAACCAGUGCGACUAUGAUCUGAACAUUGGCAAGCUCGAUAAUGGUGCCUCUUCUCCUGAAACCGCUGACGUUGCAAAGGGUGCCUCAAAGACUUACUCUCUUGAUUCCAAGUGGCAAGGCCGUUUCUGGGGCCGUGAAGCCGGUGAUGAAAACCCUACUGCUGGCGCAGCCGACCCAGCCUCUUUGGCCGAAUUCACUUUCAAGGGCUACGGCAAUAAUGACUAUUAUGAUGUCUCGUUCGUCGACGGUUACAACAUCCCUAUCCGUAUUGAUCCAAUUAACGGUGAUAAGAGCGGAGGCGCUGACAACGGCGAGCACUAUCUCUGCGGCGCUCCUACCUGCUCCAGCUUGCCCGCGUGCCCCGACGAACUCAAGGUGAUGGACAAUGGCGAGGAAGUCGGAUGCAAGUCUGCCUGCUCCGAGUUCAACACUGAGGAAUACUGCUGCUUCGGUAGCAUGGAUACGCCUGAAACCUGUCCAGCUAACGAGUACAGCAAGGACGUCAAGGAUGCCUGCCCUGAUGUAUACACGUAUGCUUACGAUGACCCGACCAGCACUUUUAUGUGUCGGGCCGAAGGCUACACUGUCACUUUCUGUCCUUCCUCGUAA
Molecule: messenger RNA, 717 nt
Organism: Zychaea mexicana
Lineage: Eukaryota; Fungi; Mucoromycota; Mucoromycetes; Mucorales; Lichtheimiaceae
Product: thaumatin
Exons: 1
Coding region: 1-717 (238 amino acids)
Source: RefSeq, a predicted model, not a curated record